AUGAACCAUGCCCUGACCCUCAUUGAAGUGGCGCAACGUCGCUCCAUUAGCGGCCAACAACCAACUUACGUAUGCUUCAUCGACUUCCAAGAGGCCUUUGACACGGUCCCGCACGAGGCUCUAUUUUUGAAGAUGGAACGAGCCGGAGUCUCCGGAAAGUGCUUAGCGUUCUUCCGUGCGCUCUAUGCAGACUCGUGGAUGCGCAUCCGACUGGGCGACGGCUCAAGAACCCCUUGUAUAAGAAUACGCCGUGGACUACAAAAGGGCGAGCGCGCAUCCCCGCUCCUUUUCAACAUCUUCAUCAACGAUCCGCUGAAAAACUGCAGACAAUACGGGCUUGAGGUGCCGUGGAUAGACUGGGGAGAUGCCCGAUGA
Messenger RNA from Cyanidioschyzon merolae strain 10D, 375 nucleotides. Its product is annotated as retroelement, dead. The record is from RefSeq and is a predicted model, not a curated record. Bases 1 to 375 code for a protein of 124 amino acids. The transcript has a single exon. Lineage: Eukaryota; Rhodophyta; Bangiophyceae; Cyanidiales; Cyanidiaceae.